GCGAUGUUGCGGAGGUGAGGAGCUGAGCGGCCGCAACCGCCGCAGUCGUUCGCCAUGGGUCUCCUGGGCGAGGUGACGCGAGGCCUGGUCCGCGGCGCCGACCGCAUGUCGGCCUGGACGAGCAAGCGGGGCCCGCGGACCUUCUUCAAGAGCCGCGGCUGCAAAGUCUUCGGCUGCAUCACGUCGAGCCGCAAGUUCCGCCUGGAGAAGGACCAGGUGCCGGUGCUGAUGGUGCCGGAUCUGGCGGGCUUCAAGCUGAAGGCCUACGUCUCCUACCGGGCACCCGCGGGUAGCGAGCCGCCCCUGACCGCCCGCACCCUCUUCCAGCAGACCGCCGCGCCUCUGAUCGAGAAGGACGUCAAGGGAGGCACCUUCGACCCCGACGCCCUGGAGAAGUACGGCUUCGAGCCCAGCCAGGAGGGGAAGCUCUUCAGGCUCUUCCCCAAGAACUUCGUGCGCUAGCGGGCGGAAGGAAUGAAAGGAAGGAAUGAAAGAAAAGAUAAAAGAGAAACACACACACACCCAGUGGAGACAAAUUGUCCCCCAGGACUGCAACUUUAUUGAACCCUUUCAAAUACAGGAUCGAAAGCAGAGGAAAAAAGACUAUUGAAAGCAGAGGGAAAAGAUACAAUUUCCUGGAAGAAAAAACACAAUUUCCUGGAAGGAGAGAGAGGAAAAAAUAAUUUAUUGGAAUAAUAGGGAAAAAGAUACAAUUUCCUGGAAGAAGAGGGAGGAAAAAAGACAAUUUCCUGAAAGAAGAGGGAAGAAAAAAGAAUUUAUUGGAAGAAGACGGGUAAAGACACAAUUUCCUGGAGGAAGAGGGGGCAGGAAGUGACAAUUUUCCUGGAAGACAUAAUUUCCCGGUAGUAGAGGGAGGAAAAAAGACAAUUUCUUGGAAGAGAAAGGAGAAGACACAAUUUCCUGGAAGA
Messenger RNA from Thamnophis elegans (Western terrestrial garter snake), 929 nucleotides. It is a transcript of the gene MRPL41, whose product is annotated as mitochondrial ribosomal protein L41. Bases 55 to 462 code for a protein of 135 amino acids. The record is from RefSeq and is a predicted model, not a curated record. Gene Ontology annotation, cellular component: mitochondrial large ribosomal subunit. Gene Ontology annotation, biological process: translation. Gene Ontology annotation, molecular function: structural constituent of ribosome. NCBI's taxonomy places the organism in Eukaryota, Metazoa, Chordata, Lepidosauria, Squamata, Natricidae. The transcript has a single exon.